AUGAAGGGGAAUGUGAUAGGAAAUGAGAUUGGAGAAGUGGUCAUUCCUCAGAUUGGUAAAGACCUUGUAGACCAUGGGGCUUCAAGAGAAUGUUAUCAAUGUAGAAGAUACCAUCUUGGAUUAUGCUAUGAUGGCAUGAAGUCCUGCUACCUGAAAUACAAACAGUACUGUGCCAUUGAGAACUUUUAUGUACUUACAAAAAAAGGGAACAGUAUGUAUUUUUAUUCAAAGCUGUCAUGUGUAUACAACUGUGAGAACAUCAACUUCUUGGAUCUUGGCAAGAGAACAGAGCUCAUCUGUUGCACACAUAGUAACUAUUGCAACCUCCCUGUGGGGUCCUAGUUCUACACCUCUCUAGGACUUUGGAUCAUUCUUCAAACCACCACCCCCUUUAUUUCUACCCUGGAACCUGUAGUCUGAGGUCCUCUUCUCACCAAUGGUAGUUUGUGAGAAAGCCAGUUGGCAGUGAAAAGAGAAGUCGUAAAGAAAAGCAGUGGAGGAAGCAGAGUCUCAUUAAUGAUGGAGCACUAGCCUGAAUAUUUGCUAAUUUCUACUGCUCACAUCUGGCAGGAGGAUUUGUUUUCUUCAUGGUUGUACUGCGUUGAAUAGUGUUGGGCUUGGAAUUGACUGUUUCUUAUACCCUAUAUAAAAAUGCAAAGAUGGGUUCCAAGCUUGUACUGAGAAUUCUGUGGCCAUACUCUCUACCUACCUGUACCCAAUCCCCUGAGUUGGGAUUCUCUUCCUUGCGUUAGCCCUGAAACCCCCUGUCAGUCUCCCUUUACCCACGGGUCCUGAUUGUAGAAGAGGAUUAAUCUCAGCAAUCCCAAUUUUCUGGCAGCAUGAGUGAAGUCUUCACCUGGAAGAGCUCUUGGGGGAAAUCUUAGGCCAGAAAAGACUGGACAGGCAUAGGGAUGAGGUAUCAAGGAAUAUUUUAGGGAUAUUUAAGUUUGUAGAAUCUAGUAUUUCAGAGACAAUUUGAUGUGGGUGGAAUUAGCUUGAAUCAUCAUGGCUCUAGUUGGCUAGGUAGCCUUGGGGACUUGACUGAACUGGUGGUUGGAUCGGGAAUGGAGAUCUUGGUCAAGGAUGGGCUGUCAGUUUCUUCUCACAGGAAGAAGAAAAAAAUGCUAAUAAUGAGACAAUGGGCAUGGUAGUUGAAAAUAAUAGAAUGUAGAAAUGCCAUGAGGUAGUGUUGGAGUAACAAAGUAUCAAAUAUAAGAUGGAGUUAGGAGUAAAUGAAAGGUAGUAGUGGUUGAAAGAGAAAAGGACAGUGAGUGAAACAAAUAGGCAGAGAGAAACUGAGCAGCACAAAUGGUGGAACAGCACAACUAGUACAACGGCUGUGAAGCUUCCUUGGAUAGGGAAUCUCUCUGGUGUUCCUUUCCUCCUGAAGCAUCCCACAGUUCCUGGCCCUGAGUUUCCAUGAGCGUUUUUCUCCUUUAUUUUGCCACUUGAAAUUCUUGCGAUAAACCACCUACUCCUCUAGACGGCACUGGGUUUUUGGGUUCCUCUACUUGAGUAGAUUGGUGUACUAUCUGUCUUUGUGUCUGAAAAUUUAAUAUUUUCCAUGGAAUUCUCAGUUGGGAUUUUACAGAGCCACGGUGAAGAAAUACAUGAAGAUAACUUUUCCCAAAUAGACAAGCAGGUUGAAAAAGCCAACAUAACGAAUAUUUUGAGUUAGGGAAACAACAUAUUUUUAUUCGUAGUUGUACAUGGGCUCUCUCAGCCAUUGAACCGCAAGGAUGAGAUAACUCAGUCUAGGAAAAAAAAGAUCAUAGCCUAGCUUUGGUUUUCAAAGUAGACUUUAACGUUAUUUUUGAGUCAAGGGUUAGACAAAGCUUGGCUUUGAGAAAGAAGAUAAUUCUAAUUGUAAAAUGUUUUCUUUUUGCUUCAUCAUCUAACCUUGGCAUUAUCGGCAUCACAGCUUUGAAUUUUACUUUAUGUAGUGGAUAAUUUUGGUUUGAUUUUUAUUUUAGUGCCCCACCCCAAUCCUCUUUAUCUGGCCAGUGCACCCACCACCCAUCUGCAUUGAGUGUUGCCUUAUGAUAACUCACAGCUUUCUCAUUUUCUAGAGGUUUUGUCGUCUGCGAAAUGGGAGUUGCCUUGCCUGGAUGCUGAGUUCUUGACUUGAGUGUAGAUAUUGGCCAAUGAGUGGCUGACAUGAGGGUACAAAAAUCAGUCCCCUUGUAUCAAGGUGGAACUAAGUUCAUGGUGCAUUUUGUGCUCUGGCACUUUUCCAUGGGAUCUGAAUGAAGCUAGUCUCCAGUUGAGACUAUGCU
Molecule: messenger RNA, 2276 nt
Organism: Loxodonta africana (African savanna elephant)
Lineage: Eukaryota; Metazoa; Chordata; Mammalia; Proboscidea; Elephantidae
Gene: PATE2
Product: prostate and testis expressed 2
Exons: 3
Coding region: 1-342 (113 amino acids)
Source: RefSeq, a predicted model, not a curated record